This is a messenger RNA of Solea solea (common sole), 2980 nucleotides long. It is a transcript of the gene mtfr1l, whose product is annotated as mitochondrial fission regulator 1-like. Gene Ontology annotation, cellular component: mitochondrion. Bases 286 to 1221 code for a protein of 311 amino acids. NCBI's taxonomy places the organism in Eukaryota, Metazoa, Chordata, Actinopteri, Pleuronectiformes, Soleidae. The transcript has 8 exons. Gene Ontology annotation, biological process: aerobic respiration; mitochondrial fission. The record is from RefSeq and is a predicted model, not a curated record.
AUCAUGCUCCAGCCAAUCACGUCACAGUAAGGAGUGACACAGGUUUCCGGCCUGAUAAACGACAACAUAGCUGAAAGACGAAGAGGAGAACUCGCAAAGGAUACGACACUGCGGCGUUUCCGUGAGUCUUCAUCUAGUAUGCUCUACGUAAUCGCCAAAUAAUAUCCCAAGAGCUGACAUCAGACUGACAUGGAAUCUGUUUGUUGAACUGCUCCAUCCUAAGCCACUAUUUGCACCAACACCGGUGUGCAUCUCCGCAUUGAAUGAGAUUGACCUGCUAUCAUUAUGGACACUGAAACUGAAGUAAUUCCCAUCUGGCAGAAUAAGCCUCACGGAUCCACACGUAGUGUUGUGAGAAGAAUAGGAUCUACUCUCCCACUCAAACCUCCACAAAGGGCAUGUUUUCAGGAACUACCAGGUAUACCUUCUCUGCGACCAAUGGAUGGGCCCAUUGUUCCUACCUUGGCAGAUAUAGCCUGGAUUGCUGCAGAUGAAGAGGAAACGUAUGCCAGAGUGCGGAGUGACACACGUCCUCUGAAGCACGAAUGGCGGCCCACGCCCCUGCUGGUGCUCCACAGGAACUCAUCCGUGCCCAAUUUCCGCCGUGAAGGCAAAAGGAUGGAGGGCCUAAGGAAGCCUGGCGUCACGGCACUGAAUCGCACAACGGCCCUGCAGGACGAGCUCAGCAGACUCCGUGCACAGAUUGCCAAGAUUGUGUCAAAUGACACUGGCUCCAACCCACUGACACCUGAUCUCCUUUCCCCCGAUGACACAAGCAUGACUUUCUCCAUGGCGCCUUUUGAGACGGCACCCUACCAGCCGGCUGCCGCUGCUGCUGCUUCCUUUGUCAUCAGUGACGUCACGGAGGAGGAGGAAGAGGAGCUGGAGGAUGAGAAAGAUGUUGUUUCUGUGGUGUCAGAGCUGGCCCCUGACCCUCUGCCGCCUGUUUCAAUGACGGCAUCGGCAACAUUUGACCUGGACAGGCCCAGCAUGGACUUCCGGGAAGCGGAGGAGGAUACAGUGUCACUGUCCAAGUCCACCAGCUUUGCUGAUGUUAUGGACAUCCUGAAGGACAUGAACCGCAUGAAGAUGAGCAAAGACAGAUACAACAGAGGCUGCACGUCCCUGAGAGAAGAGGACUCGGCCUCUCUUAUUUCGGAGGCUUUGAGGAAAAAGUUUGUUUUGAAGGAAGAAGAUACUGCCGCUGUGAAUUGGAAGUAGCCCAGUCGCCACCCAAACCUGCUGUUCAAUGCCUUUGCCUGUGGAGAAUGUACCCAUGGAUCCACAAACGUUGCUCCUCAAUAUCAAGGCAAUAGUUGUUUCUCAGAGGUAAAAGCAUACAAACAAAAAGAAAGAAAAAAAGGCUCCCACUCCCAGGCAUUUAUGAACAAACGUGAACCUCGCAGUGCCAGUGGAAACAGCCAGCUGUUGUAGUCAGUUCCUGCAUUCAGUGCGUUCAACUCUGGGAGAAAAAUGUUCAAAAAAAAUUAUUUUCAUAUUUUCAAUAAUGACUCAAUGACAGUAAGACGGCCCAUCAUGCGCAACAUUUGGAACAUUAGAAACAUUCGACCCAUCCUGCUAUGAAAAGAGUUGCUGUAUCUUUUGAAUUUUUCCAUAGAACAAAUGUUUUAAGUUUUUUUUCAGAUGUGUAAAAACAGUUCUCUUAUCAUACUUGAAGAUAAUGGGGUUUUUUUUCAGAUGAAACUGAUUUAGUGCACACACACAGAUGUAGUGAAGCUUGUGUGUGUGUGUGUGUGUGUGUGUGUGCACUGGGGAGAAUAGUACGUUCAUAUCUGUGCUGUUAAUAUUUGCAUGACAGUAUGGAGUCUGCAGAUGCAUCGUGACCUCGCUCCACUGCACCUCUUAUGCCUGUCCACUUUUCUUUUUUUCUUUUUUUUUGAGAAAAGCCUAAAAGGAAGUGGUCAUCACUGAGCCUCAGGGCAGUGGUUUAGUUGUUUUUUUAUUAUUAUUAUUAUUAUUAUUAUUAUUCUUUAAUUUCAAAACUGAAAUAUGGUAAUAGAUGCAAGACUGAACUUUGAAGGAUCUGUGUGCGGGAAACUCUUCAGUGAGGGCAGAGACAGAGUAUGCAGGAUGUUUGACGAAACUAUAGGUUAAAAAAUACAUUUUGUGUGCGUGUGUGUGUUAAAAUGAAUAUUGUUGAUGUUUAACCACAUGUCUGUGGCCUGUUCCUAUGCCUGGUUUUAUUCCCCUUAUGAGCUCAAAAGUGCCAUAGGUUUGUUUUAAUUGGCCUGCCUUCUGUUUUUCCUGAACGUGCCACUCCGUCCAAGGUUAUUAUAGUUUUGGGUUUUUCAUUAGUUUUCAGUUUUUUUAUUGAGUUCUGACUGUUUGUUUUUAAAAUAACUUGGGUUUUAAUUAGUUUUUAGAGCGGGUUUGCUAGUUUUUAUACGUUUUGGCUGUUUGUAAAAUGGAGUAUUUGUCCCUGAAUCUAAUGUAACGGUCUACAAGAAAUGAGUCUGAAAUGCAAAAUGCAGAUAGUGUGUCAGGGAAAAUUCGAAUAGCCAACAGACUAAAGACACAUAAAUAAAUAAUAAUAAUAAAUAACCCUCAUGAGACGCAUCGUAUUAUUUGUGAGUCAGGAGUAUCAGGGGGCUUAAUCUGAGGGAAAACAUGAGCAAAAUUUAACAAACAAUAAACCCAAUAAAAGACUAGAGGUUUGAUUCACCUACAGUAGAUUCAUGCAUUCAUCUCAUAUUAUGUUAUUUGACUCCAGAUGUGAGUGAAAGGGCCGAUUUCACUCGUGCGUGGUUUUGAUUAGAUUACGUUGCCAUUUAAAUACGACAAUUGUGACAAUAAAUAUUCAAUUAUUGCAUUUGUGUGUAACUUUUACAGCCAGUUUCCGUUAACUAUAAUAACCUUGCCUCCGCCCCAGGUUAUUAUAGUCAUUAAUGAUAAUAAUAAGUAGGCCGCCAACAUCUUCAUCACCUCAAACGUGCAAUAAACGACUGUGUUCAGAACCAGA